AAUCCUGCCAUUUUGGAGCUCUGUAUACAGGCUGGUUUAGAGAUUGACAAGUACCCAACAAAGAGAAGAACGAGACCUGUAUAUAGUAUCGAAGGAAGAAUUGUAGAUUUUGAGUCGAUUAACAAAAUGGAUGAUGUGAAUAGGAACUCAUAUUCUGGGAUUGUUGAUCUCGUAGUACAUUCUGAUAUUAAAACUGAUGUUGAGGAGUUGAGGAAUUCAGAUUCACAGAGUGAUACUAACCUUGUGGAUAAAACAUUACCGAGCGAUAAAGUGGGGAAGUCUUUGAAUGAGUUAAGUAUUAUUACAAUGGACUCAUGGUUUGAGAUGAUAUCCGGAGCAAAGAAGAUCAUGGAGAAAUACAGUGUGAAGACUUGUGGAUAUUGUUUAGAGGUUCAGGUAGGUCCCAAGGGGCACAAAGUGAGGAUGUGCAAGGCUUCAAAGCAUCAAUCUCGUAAUGGUUUGCAUGCUUGGCAAGAAGCAACAAUAGACGAUCUUGUGGGUCCGAAUUAUGUUUGGCAUGUCCGCGACAUAGAUGGUCCUGCUCUGGAUAACAACCUGAACAGGUAUUACGGAAAGGCUCCAGCUGUGGUGGAGCUAUGCGUGCAGGCAGGCGCACCUGUGCCAAAUGAAUAUAGGAGUAUGAUAAGAUUAGAUGUAGCUUCUCCAGAGCGCAACGAGGUUGAUCUGGUUGCUUGAGAUAAUGUUCCUCUAUGUAGAUGAAUCGGAUGUAGUAAAAGAGA
Molecule: messenger RNA, 740 nt
Organism: Malus domestica (apple)
Lineage: Eukaryota; Viridiplantae; Streptophyta; Magnoliopsida; Rosales; Rosaceae
Source: RefSeq, a predicted model, not a curated record